GUCCAUUACUUACAUUAAACAUAAUAAAACAUGAAAACCCCCGAAAACCUUGACACAGUAUCUGGCACAAUUCGGUUGCUGCUAGUUGGAAAAUAGAAGAAAAAUGGCAGGAGUUUUACUGAGACCAGGUUGUUUAAGGGUUUCAGCUUUAAAGACUUUCAACAGAUUUUACUCUGCAAGUGGAGCGCCAACAACCAAGUUAUUCAUUGAUGGAAAAUUUGUGGAAUCUAAGACAAACAAAUGGAUUGACGUUCAUGAUCCUGCAACAAAUGAGGUGGUGACUCGGGUCCCAGAGUCAACACAGGAUGAAAUGGAGGCCGCGGUGGCGUCCUGUAAGAGGGCAUUCGAUGAUUGGUCACAGACCACCAUUCUGACCCGCCAACAGAUGAUGUUUAAGCUGCAGAACCUCGUCAGAGAAAACCUGUCGGACAUAGCCAAAAACAUUACCAAAGAGCAAGGGAAGACCCUGGUGGAUGCUGAAGGAGAUGUGAUGAGAGGGCUUCAGGUUGUGGAGCAUUGUUGCAGUAUUACCUCCCUUCAGCUCGGUGAGACCCUGCCUGGAAUAGCCAAGGACAUGGACACUAUGACUUUCCGUGUUCCUCUCGGGGUCACUGCUGGAAUCACCCCAUUCAACUUCCCUGCCAUGAUUCCUCUGUGGAUGUUCCCCAUGGCCCUUGUCACAGGCAACACCAGUUUGAUGAAGCCCUCAGAGCGUGACCCCGGGGCCUGUAUGAUGCUGAUGGAGCUGGUCAAAGAGGCUGGAUUCCCGGACGGAGUUGUCAAUGUCAUUCAUGGCAGACACGAUUCUGUUAACUUUAUUUGUGAUCAUCCUGAUAUCAAGGCCAUAUCUUUCGUGGGAUCUGACCAGGCCGGACAGUACAUCUACGAGAGAGGAUCAAAGAAUGGCAAGCGAGUGCAGUCCAACAUGGGAGCCAAGAACCAUGGUGUGAUAAUGCCAGAUGCAAACAAAGAAAAUUGUCUCAACCAGUUGGUGGGUGCCGCCUUUGGUGCAGCGGGUCAGAGAUGCAUGGCCCUGUCCACAGCUGUGUUUGUUGGGGAGGCCAGAAACUGGAUCCCAGAACUGGUGGAGAAGGCCAAGAAACUGAAGGUCAAUGCUGGUCAUGAGCCAGGAGCAGACUUGGGGCCUGUCAUUUCCCCGGAGGCCAAGCAGAGGGUCUGUGACCUGGUGCAGUCUGGUAUUGACCAGGGGGCCAAAAUCCUGCUGGAUGGAAGAGAUGUCAAAGUGCCAGGGUACGAGAAGGGUAACUUUGUAGGACCGACCAUUCUACACUACGUAAAGCCUGAGAUGAAAUGUUACACUGAGGAAAUCUUUGGACCAGUUCUGGUGAGCAUGGAGGUUGACACCCUGGAUGAUGCCAUUAAACUGAUCAAUGCUAAUCCCUACGGCAACGGCACCGCCAUCUUCACGACCAAUGGCGCCACUGCUAGGAAAUACACUAUGGAGAUCGAUGUGGGACAGGUCGGUGUUAAUGUCCCUAUCCCCGUGCCUUUACCAAUGUUUUCCUUCACUGGAUCCAGGGGGUCCUUCCGAGGGGACAUGAACUUCUAUGGAAAAGCUGGUGUCCAGUUUUACACACAACUGAAGACAGUGACCCAGAUGUGGAGGUCGGACGAUGCUACAUUGUCUGGCUCUCAGACGGCCAUGCCAGUCAUGAGAUAGACUUUAGGCAGCAGAUGUUUCCACUGGAUUACUGAUCAAAUGAUUCAUUGUUUUAUAUAUUCACCAUAUUUUGUUGUGCUAGAGACUUAAAAGUGCUAAUUUUACGAGAUUUCCCUUCACUGCUGUCAUAAUACACACACAAUCAUGUUUCACAGUUGUUAUGUGGACAUUCUAAUCUUUUGAUAUUUGAGCGACUUAUUGUGCAUUUUUUUCUCGGAAAGCAUUGAAUGCUCCUUUUACAUAUGUUAAAUGAAAUAUACAUGUAUAUACAUGUACACAUAUACAGUGUAUUUAUGUAGAAAUAAACAUGAUUUAAGUAGAGAA
This is a messenger RNA of Magallana angulata, 2005 nucleotides long. RefSeq names its product probable methylmalonate-semialdehyde dehydrogenase [acylating], mitochondrial. The transcript is spliced from 15 exons. Gene Ontology annotation, cellular component: mitochondrion. NCBI's taxonomy places the organism in Eukaryota, Metazoa, Mollusca, Bivalvia, Ostreida, Ostreidae. The coding region runs from base 104 to 1681 and encodes 525 amino acids. The record is from RefSeq and is a predicted model, not a curated record. Gene Ontology annotation, biological process: thymine catabolic process; L-valine catabolic process. Gene Ontology annotation, molecular function: methylmalonate-semialdehyde dehydrogenase (acylating, NAD+) activity; malonate-semialdehyde dehydrogenase (acetylating, [NAD(P)+]) activity.